AUGUCUUCCCCGUCCGACAUUAAAGAUAACGGCGACUGGACGGUCAUUUACGAUGACCAGAAUGAGGAAGAGAAAAACAGCAGGAAAGAGGAAAAGCCUUCUAGGAGGAGGCAGUCUCUAGCAAUACCUAAGACCAUGUGUAUCAUGUCUGACAACAAAACUGAGAUAUCAACGGUAGCGGAGCUGCUCUCUCCGAAGUUGAAAUUACCUCAGCUGGGCAUUGACUCGGCGGAAAGAGUGUUUCCUGUUCGCUCGGUCGUCUCCAUUGAUUCCACGCCCUCGUCUGCCCUGCAGACACCUUCCCUCGAUAAGCUCGAAACACCGAUAUCUCCUUUUUCGGACACAAGGAGUGCAGGGUCCACCAAUGAACAAGCGGGCUCGCUGCACAAGAAUACGCCCGGGAAGGGUAUGAAUGCGGAGGAGGGUGUCUCACGGGGAUCCGACUAUCCCACUCGACUACACCAAAAGAGUGAUGGUGGGAGCGAGACUUCAUCGACUCUCAAAGGACAAUCAUACACUAGCCAUAAUCCCAACAUUUUGGCACAAUUGACAAGCACUUUGCAAAACGGUGGCGAGGUGCUUGACUUCCACAAAAAAACAAAAGGGAUAUACUAUUCGCAUGAAGAUGAAGAGGACAUUUUCAUUCAGUCAUUCGGUGCACUCGUUGUGAUGACUGAGUCCGACGGUAACUUUGAAGUGCAAAUAGCGAGCGACAACUCCAAGGAGAUUAUUGGGCAUUCUCCUGAUGAACUCUUCGAGCUUCAAACAUUUUGUGAUAUAUUGCCAUUCUCGCAACGGAGAAACUUUCUUGCUCAUGCUGAAUUCGUCUCGAGCGAUGACUACUCGGUCGAGCAAUCAGGCCCUGAGGUUUUUUCUCUUUCUCUGUUAUCAUCCGACGGAUAUACCCAAGGUACUUGGUGUACCAUGCAUACGAGCGCAGUAUAUAAAAACUAUGUCAUUUGCGAGAUUCAGCCCGAUGCUCAAGGGACAAAGGAUCGCCCUCAUUUGGAGAAUUCAGAAAGUCAAACAACAACGUCUGAAAGCCAGGCAUUAGAUAUGACUUCUGGAGCAUUUUUCGAGGCUCUAAGUCCUCCGGGAAAGGGUCCUGAUACCAGAAAUAGCAAAAUUCCGGACUCGUCAGAGCUUCUCAAUACCAAACCCCGGAUUCUCCAGCGCCUUGCAAAUGCCCAAACACUCGAAGCUCUUCUUCAACAUACCAUCACCACUUUGCAAAAUCUUGUCGGGUUUGACAGAACGACCAUAUAUCACUUUUAUAGUGAUCGCAACGGGACCGUGGUCGCCGAUGCGGUUGAUCCUUCGUCCGGUCUAACUUCGUACGAAGGCAUGCAUUUCCCGGAAUCAACCUUCCGCGAAGGAUUGAAGAAACUAUAUACGCGCAAUACUGUAUGCUCCUCUUGUUCUGGAAGGCAGGGCACUUCUAAGCUUGUCUAUCGGGCUUCCACCAACAAAAUGCCCCUCGACAUGUCAAAGACCUAUCUCUCUGCAGCGCCGGCGUCCUCAACGCCGCAAACCGACAACCCCGUCCAGGCCUGUUUGUCAAUCCAAAUCAAUGUUUUUGGCAAGCUUUGGGGUCUCAUAUCAUGUCAGUCCUACAACAGUAGCCAAAGCCUCCAUCCGCUCAUCCAGAAAGUUUGUUGGUUUGUUGCCGGGGCGGUUUCAAGUAAUAUUGAGCGUCUGUCCUACAGUUUACCCUAUCAAUUCCAAGAGCCGGACAUCCCCCUAAAUAAAGUGAGCACAUCUCAGGCUAUCAAGACUCCACCCGGUGAUCUUCUCAGUCUGUUUGGGGCAGAUUACGCCGCAGCGUCCAUUAUGGGCGAUGCCAAGAUCUUGGGAAAACCAACCGAUUCACAGGAAGUUCUGGCGUUGCUCGAAUACAUGAAAGCUAAAGAGAACGACACUGUGUUUUGGUCCGGAGAUAUAGCUGCUGAUGUUCAGGAUCUCAACUACGCACCUGGCUUCCAUCAUCUUUCUGGUUUGCUUUACGUUCCUCUUUCAGUGGAUGGUCGCGAUUUUAUUAUCUUCUUCCGGGCUGAUCUAGAAAGCCAUAACCUCACAUCUGAUUCAGAAAGGUCGAGUCGACAACAUGAGUGGUCGUCCACAGAGUUUGGAAAGGCGUCUGUUCUGUCCUUGCUAUAUCGCACUUUCACCGAUAUAUGGCAAGAGAAGGAGGCUACGCUACAGAACAACCAGUUGAUGAGGCUUUUACUGGCUAAUACUGCGCACGAGUUCAGAACACCUCUCAACGCCAUCAUCAACUAUCUGGAGAUUGUUCUCGAUGGACCUCUAGAUCAAGAAACACGAGAUCACAUUUCGAGAUCUCACUCGGCCUCCAAGUCCUUGGUAUAUAUCAUCAAUGACCUUCUGGACCUCACAAAUGCCGAAAACGGACAAAGAUUGAUAAAGGAUGAGGUAUUCGAUCUCUCAGAGACCCUCACCGAAGCAACGGACAUUUUCUGGGAAGAAGCACGACAGAAGCAUGUCGACCUCCAGGUGGUCCAACACGCAGCCCUACCUCCCGUGCUCGGAGACCAACGACGGGUACGCCAGGUGAUAACAAACUUGAUCAGCAAUGCUAUACAGCACACAUCCGCAGGUGCAGUGACAAUCGAGUCUUGUAUCGUACCGGAGCUGCUGGAGCUAGAUCAUAUCUGUGUUGAAGUGGCAAUACACGAUACUGGGUCUGGCAUGUCCCAAGAGACUGUCGAAACCUUGUUCUGCGAGCUGGAACAAGUCUCCAACAAGGGAUAUAUGCAGAGUCCUAAGUCCUAUGAGCGCACUCCAGGUGACGAUACCACUGAAACUGAAAGUGUGCUUGGUCUGGGCCUCGCAUUGGUCGCCCGAAUCGUGCGCAAUAUGAACGGGCAGCUAAGCUUGAAGUCCGAACAAGGCAAGGGAAGUUGCUUCAAGAUCAGGCUUGCGUUUCCUCUUCCGGAUGAAGAUAGUGGCCAAAAGCAGAACACAUGUGCCACGUCAAACGACCAUCUGCAGGAAGAUGAAAGAAAUCAAGAGACAAAGCAAGACACCAUAUCCUCAAAUUGCGUAACAAACAAGCGAAAAGGGGGUAUUCCAUGUGAAUGUGGUCAAAGUCCAGAACUGGGAUUAGAGCAAUCCCUCGUGAACAUCGAUGUAAGCUUGAAAACCGGCGAAUCAAGAAACAUCUCCCUUUCUGGCCAGCAUCUCGAACAGAGCAACGAGCCAGAUAAGCAGACCACUAUCCUUCCAAAGCAAGAUUCUAGGCAACCAUCAGGAGCAUCCAAAUCUCCCAUCCAAGAACCCCUACCGAUCUCACCACCCACAGAAUCCCCAACCAACCAGAGCGUCUCUCCCACGAUGGACUGGAACCUCCACGUCCUCGUUGCGGAAGACGACCCAAUCAACAGCACGAUCGUCCAAAAGCGCCUCGAGAAAUUUGGCCACACAGUGCACAUGACAAGCAAUGGCAAAGAAUGCGCGUCUGCCUACAAAGCGGAUUCGACGCGAUUCGAUGCAGUGCUGAUGGAUCUACAAAUGCCUAUCGUCGAUGGCCUCGGUGCAACGCAGAUGAUUCGCGAGUUCGAGCAGCAAGAGCUGGCUAAUGAGAACACGCCAGCGCCUCGCAUUCCCAUUUUUGCUGUCUCGGCUUCCCUGCUCGAGGAGAAUCGAAAGAUGUAUAUGGAUUCGGGCUUUGACGGGUGGGUUAUGAAGCCGAUUGAUUUCCACAGGGUCGAUCGGUUACUUGGGGGUGUUAGGCUUCAGUGGGUCCGGGAGGAAGUUGUUUACCAGCCUGGCGUGUGGGAGGCUGGAGGGUGGUUUGAAGCAUAG
This is a messenger RNA of Penicillium mononematosum, 3822 nucleotides long. RefSeq names its product hybrid sensor histidine kinase/response regulator. Gene Ontology annotation, biological process: phosphorelay signal transduction system; protein autophosphorylation. Gene Ontology annotation, molecular function: phosphorelay sensor kinase activity; histidine phosphotransfer kinase activity. The transcript has 2 exons. The coding region runs from base 1 to 3822 and encodes 1273 amino acids. Lineage: Eukaryota; Fungi; Ascomycota; Eurotiomycetes; Eurotiales; Aspergillaceae. The record is from RefSeq and is a predicted model, not a curated record.